AUGGCUGCUCAGUUUAAAGCAUUCUUGGAUGCAACUGGUGGCCUAUGGCGUACUCAGGCACUUGCAGGAAUCUUUUACAGCACUGCUUCUCAAGGAGGAGGACAGGAGACUACACCGUUGACUUCCGUCACUCAGCUUGCUCACCAUGGAAUGAUUUUUGUGCCCAUUGGUUACACAUUUGGUGCUGGUAUGUUUCAGAUGGAGAGUGUGAAGGGUGGUUCCCCGUAUGGUUCGGGAACCUACGCUGGAGACGGCUCGAGACAGCCUACCGAGUUGGAAUUGGCUCAAGCUUUCCAUCAAGGGAAGCAUUUUGCUGGCAUUGCAAAGAAGCUCAAAGGAUCUCAGUGA
Messenger RNA from Medicago truncatula (barrel medic), 348 nucleotides. Its product is annotated as probable NAD(P)H dehydrogenase (quinone) FQR1-like 1. The transcript is spliced from 2 exons. NCBI's taxonomy places the organism in Eukaryota, Viridiplantae, Streptophyta, Magnoliopsida, Fabales, Fabaceae. Gene Ontology annotation, molecular function: NAD(P)H dehydrogenase (quinone) activity. Gene Ontology annotation, cellular component: membrane. The record is from RefSeq and is a predicted model, not a curated record. The coding region runs from base 1 to 348 and encodes 115 amino acids.